Candidula unifasciata is the source of this 405-nucleotide messenger RNA. Lineage: Eukaryota; Metazoa; Mollusca; Gastropoda; Stylommatophora; Geomitridae. The record is from the annotation of a GenBank genome assembly.
AUGUACAAGUUGGUAGCGUUGUCUGUCUUGCUGACUGCACCUUUGGUCAGUAUGACAAUUCCACCCAAACAGUGUGUGAUCGACUUCUGCGAGCUGAUUCUCUUGCAGUCAAAGAAUGUGGCUACCUUCUGCAACGAGGCUCCCACUACCUACGACAAAGAUGGCGGUGGUGACGAAGCUAUUCUCAUUUACAUGUGCUGCCUAGGGAUGUUCGGCGACGUAACUCACGACUAUAUGCCAUACCUUGCUGAUGAUUUUGUGACAUACAUUUUCAAGUUGAUCAGCGAGACACUCCUUCGCAGCAUUGCCAAGUUUAUCAUGGCUUGCAAAAGUGAAGCCCGUAAACUCAGCACCUCGGAUUUUCAAUCAUGGCUGGCUAACAACACUUCAUGCCCCGCAAUUUGA